AGACAAAUAACCAAAAGCCAUUUCAUCAGCAAACUUGUACACACUCAAUUGAAUUCAUUUUACACUUAUUUGGUCCCACACUCAACUCAAGCAACUUCUUCCGGACCUCAGAUUUUAAUCUCCCCCUUCAAAGCACCGUUCUCUCUCUCUAGUUUCUUCUUCAAUCGCGUAGAAUUUCAAUUCGCCCCACUUGCGCGUUAGCCGUGGUCUAUGCGUUGUCACUAUCUUACGCCUCACAUUUUUAUCCUGCACAUCCUCUCCUCUACUUCUUCUUCCCUGUCCUUGUCUUCUCUGUUUUGUUGCAGAACUCUCUUUUUUCUUUCUCUUAAGUAUCUUUUUACAUUUGCAGCUACUUCACAACUGGUUAUUAUUCUGCACUUUCUCUCUCCUCCUUUUUUUUAAUUUUUAGUUUUAUAAUAUUACUUCAAAACAAAAUUAGAAAAAUAGUUUCUGGGUUUUGCUGCAUCUUUAAAUUUCUGUCCUUUUCACGCGUUUUUUUUUGGGGGGUUAGAUUUAUUUAUGAUUGUUUUUCUGAUGUUAUCUGAGUUGGGUUUUUGGAGAUUUUAGCUGUUUUUUAUUUGAGCUCUCCACUCAAGAUUCUUCCUAAUCUAUGGCUGGAAAUAAUGAAGUUAAUGUUAACGAGUCAAAGAGGGUUGUACCACUGAAUACAUGGAUCCUGAUCUCGAAUUUCAAGUUGGCUUACAAUCUGCUUCGACGUCCUGAUGGUACUUUUAACCGUCACCUGGCUGAAUUCCUUGAUCGUAAAGUUCCUGCUAAUGCAAACCCAGUUAAUGGUGUUCUUUCAUUCGAUGUUAUUGUUGAUCGUCGUACUAGCCUCCUUUGUAGGAUAUAUCGGCCAGCCAUAGCUGAAGAAGAUGAAGAAGAAGAGCUAGAAGAAGCUGGGGAAUCCAGGACGAUCAUGGACCUUGAGAAGCCUGUUGAGUCUGAUGUUGUUGUUCCUGUGAUAAUUUUUUUUCAUGGGGGAAGCUUUGCUCAUUCUUCUGCCAAUAGUGCUAUCUAUGACACACUUUGUCGUCGUUUAGUUCAGGUUUGUAAGGCUGUGGUGGUUUCUGUAAACUAUCGACGUGCUCCUGAAAACCGUUACCCCUGUGCCUAUGAUGACGGAUGGACAGUUCUUGAGUGGGUAAAUUCAAGGAAUUGGCUCCAAAGUAAGGAUGCAAAAGUACAUAUAUACUUAUCCGGAGAUAGCUCAGGUGGUAAUAUAGCUUACCAUGUUGCUUUACGAGCAGUCGAUUCUGAUAUUGAAGUUUUGGGAAAUAUUCUUCUCAAUCCUAUGUUUGGUGGGGAAGAGAGGACUAAAUCAGAAAAGAAUUUAGAUGGGAAAUAUUUUGUGACUUUGCAGGACCGUGAUUGGUAUUGGAGAGCAUUUCUUCCUCAAGGAGAAAAUCGGGACCAUCCAGCAUGUAAUCCAUUUGGUCCCCGUGGUCAGAGCCUUGAAGGAUUGAAGUUUCCUAAAUCUCUUGUUGUGGUAGCGGGUUUGGAUCUUAUUCAAGAUUGGCAAUUAGCAUAUGUAGAAGGGCUGAAGAAAGCAGGUCACAAUGUGAAGCUUCUAUAUUUGGAGGAGGCAACAAUUGGAUUCUACUUGCUACCAAAUAACAGUCACUUCUACACUGUCAUGGAUGAAAUCCGAAACUUUAUGGGUCUGAUUGCAUAGCUAAUUCGAUCAGGAAAAGAAAGGUUGAUAAUAUGUCACUUUGGGGUAACUCGCUCACCACUGUGUGCAACCUAUCAUAUGACUUGUGAGUAGUGCUAAUUAUUCUCUUUGAUGUCUGUUUAAUAUGUAUGGUUAGCUGACCUUUCGUCCGGUUGCAAAUCAGGUUAAACUUAGUUUUAAAGUAGUGUUUGAUAGUCACAGAAUUACCUAAACUGGGUAGUUUCUAUUAUGUAUGAAGUUGUCAGUAGUUAUAGUAGUAGGGUCUUAGAGAGUUCCGGGCAAUUCGGAGCAAUUGCUGCUGGUUGUUUCUUUUGCUUGUGGCCGAAAUGGAAGAUAAGUACACCAUUAGGCAGGCUAUGAUGCGAUGCUCUACUGAUUGGAGUGUGCGACUAUCGCUAAUAUUAGUAUAGCACUAAUUAGAGGACAUGGGCAACAUGUUUCUCCAUAGAUACUGUAAAACCUGUAUGUGUAUACAUAUAGUUCUCUCUUCAAUAUAUUGAGUGUAAAAGUGUGCUAAUAUUAUCCUUUUUUCACUAUCUAA
Molecule: messenger RNA, 2216 nt
Organism: Beta vulgaris subsp. vulgaris (sugar beet)
Lineage: Eukaryota; Viridiplantae; Streptophyta; Magnoliopsida; Caryophyllales; Amaranthaceae
Product: gibberellin receptor GID1C
Exons: 2
Coding region: 611-1675 (354 amino acids)
Biological process (GO): raffinose family oligosaccharide biosynthetic process; floral organ morphogenesis; positive regulation of gibberellic acid mediated signaling pathway
Cellular component (GO): cytoplasm; nucleus
Molecular function (GO): gibberellin binding; hydrolase activity
Source: RefSeq, a predicted model, not a curated record